GCAUUGAUUCGUGCAUGUAAGAAGGCGCUGCUUGUCCAUCAAGCUUUGAACAGUUCUCUACUGGCGCUCUCCACUAGUACUGUUUCGCAAUUGCUAGUCGGUGCUAUAAUCUACAGUAGUUACCACAGUCCUCGCAGUGACAAGGUUAGGAUGCACAAUUCCCAGUGAAUAAACCCCAGAUCCGUUGCACCGGGAACCGACGAGCGACCGAAGGAAGACGCCGUUAACGCGGUCCAACGUUAACGUUUAGUAUUCGUGAGUUGCAAUGGUCCAGUCAAGGGAUAUCUUUUUCGCUUUGCUUCUUCUGGGCUCCACAGUAUCUCUGGAGGUUCAGAUCACCCCCAGCCAGGGCGAGAUCAGCGUGGGAGAGUCCAAAUUCUUCCUGUGUGACGUCGUGGGCACCGCCACCAAAAUCGAGUGGUUUGGCCCCAGUGGGGACCGAAUCGAGCAGAACCGGCCAGACAUCACGGCCACGACCACCGAUGAGAGCUCCAGCACCCUCACGCUCUACAAAGCUGGCACGCACCACGCCGGCACCUACAAGUGCGUGGCCAGGGAUGGGGAGCGGCAGGCGGAGGCCACGGUCAACGUGAAGAUCUACCAGAAAAUCACCUUCACCAACGCGCCGUCACCCCAGGAGUUCAACGAGGGCGACACCGCCAUCCUGGUGUGUGAUGUCAUCAGCACCCCGCCCCCCACGGUGUUCUGGAAGCACAAAGGCUCCCGCAUCCAGCCGGAGAAAGACGUGCGCUUCAAGGUGCUGGCCAACAACCACCUCCAGAUCCGCGGCAUCAAGAAGACUGACGAGGGCUCGUACACCUGCGAGGGCCGGCUCAUGGCCCGAGGCGAGAUCGACAUGCGCUUCAUCCAGGUCAUGGUCAACGUGCUGCCCACCAUCCGGGUGUGGCAGACGGAGGUGAACUCCACCGCUGACGUCGGUCAGACCGCCACGCUGACAUGCGCCGUCGACGGCUACCCUGAGCCCACCGUGACCUGGACACGCAACGGGGUGGUCCUGGACGCGGAGGAUAAGUACAGCUUCAACGAGGACGGCUCGGAGAUGACAAUCAUGGAGGUGGCCAAGCUGGACGAGGGGGAGUACACCUGCAUCGCCCGGAACAAGGCGGGCGAGAGCGACCAGGAGCUCAGCCUCAGGGUGUUCGUGAAGCCGCGGAUCACAUACAUCGUGAACCAGACCACCUCGGAGAUGGAGGACCAGGUGACCCUGACGUGCGAGGCGCUGGGGGACCCCACCCCCAGCAUCAACUGGAGCUACGGGGUGCAGGUCUUCAACGAGGGAGAGCAGGCGCAUCUAAACAGGAUCUAUCAGGCGUCGUGGACUCGGCCUGAACAACACAAGAGCACCGACGGCACCGUGGUGGUUAGGAGCGACGCGCGGGUCUCCUCGCUCACAGUCAAGAACGUCAAGUACACAGACGCCGGCCAGUACCUCUGCACCGCCCGCAACUCCAUCGGCGAGGACGCCCAGCCCGCCCACCUGGAGGUCCUCUAUGCGCCCAAGAUCCAGGGGGUUCUGGCCAUGUAUACAUGGGAGGGCAACGCGGUCAACCUGAGCUGCGAGGUGCAGGCCAACCCCAGCGAGGUGACUCUGGUGUGGCUGCGGGAUGGCCAGCAGCUGCCCGGCGCCAACACCAGCAACAUCAAGAUCUUCCAGAACCUUGCAGCCAGCUUCCUGGAGGUGACCCCCACCUCGGAGAACGACUACGGGAGCUACAACUGCUCCGCCUCCAACGACCUGGGCACCGAGUCCAAGGAGUUCCUGCUCAUCCAGGCCGACGUUCCCUCCGCCCCCACCCUUGGCCUGAUGGAGCCCUUCUCCAGCACGGCCCGGAUCCAGCUGAUGGAGCCCGAGGCCACCGGGGGGGUGCCGGUCCUCAGGUACAAGGCGGAGUGGAGACCCCAGGGCCAGGGGACAUGGGCCCAGCAGACCUACGAGCUCCCGGAAGGUUCUCUCAGCGAGGUGACCAUCGACAACCUGAAGCCGGAGACCAGCUACGAGGUCAAGGUGUCCGCCGUCAACGGCAAGGGGGAGGGAGAGAGCAGCCCCACGGCCCUGUUCAAAACCAAGCCUGUCCGUUAUACACUCUCAAACGGAAUGUUUCAUUUUACCACCGAGGAAACAGAAGGGAAACCCAACCCCCCUAAGUUGGAGGGCUCCCCCCGGCCCAAAGGAAACUCCUUCAGGGUCAAAUGGAUCAAACAGGACGACGGGGGAUCCCCCAUCCUGCACUACCUGAUCCGCUUCCGGCCGAAGCAGACGUCGGAUUGGAACCCCGAGAUGCAGCUGCCCAGCGCCAGCGAGCACGUGCUGCUGACGGGGCUGCGCUGGGACACAGAGUACGAGGUGCUGGUGGUGGCCGAGAACCAGAAGGGGAAGUCCCAGCCCGGAUCCUUCUUCUUCAGGACCGCCGCAGAGCCCUCCGCCAUUCCAGCAGACGUGAGCGACGACUCCCUGAUGAACCUGCCCAUGGGGGUGAUUGCCGGCAUCCUGGUGGGGGUCUUCGUGCUGCUGCUGCUGGCCGUCGACAUCACCUGCUUCUUCGUCAACAAGUGCGGCCUGAUCAUGUGCCUGUGCGGCAAGCCCGGCACCGGAACCAAGGGCCAGAACCUCGAGGAGGGGACGGCCGCCUUCAUAAAGGACGAGUCGAAGGAGCCUAUAGUGGAGGUGAGAACGGAGGAUGAGUGCACAGCCAAUCACAACGCCGGGGGCCCCACGGAACCCAACGAGACCACGCCCCUCACAGAGCCCGAACUGGCCGCCUGCAUGGCCGCCCUGGCCCUGGACAGCCUCUCCUCCUCCGUAGCCGCCAACUCUGACACCGCCACCGCCACCUAUGACCCCGCCCUGGACAGCCCCUCUAGCGAGACCACCACCCUCACCUGUAGCCUGUCCACUCCGGCCAACGACCCCUCGCCCACGCCCGUGCGCGCCCCGGCCCCCACCCCCGAGUCCCACACGGCCCCUCUCACCCCCCCGCAGCUCCUGUCCAACAGCGCCGUCGCCGCCAAAAUGGUCCCGUUGAUAGAGCAGAGAGCCGGCGAGCCCCCCCGCCCGGAGGAGGAGCAGGAGGUGGUGGAGGUGGGCGAGGAGGAGGUGAAGGAGGUGGAGGUGGUGGUGGAGGAGGAGAAGAAGAAGGAGGCGAGCCCCACCUCCCCGCCCCCGCCUCCCGCUCGUACACCCGACCCCAGCGGCUCCCCCAAACCGGCCACGCCCAUCCCGCCCAAGCGCAGGAACUCUCCCAAGCUCGCCGCGCUGCAUGCUAAGGGAGGCCUCCCCGUGUCCUCGCUGGCCACCGCCUCCCCCAGCCUGGACGCCCGGAGGCAGGCGCCCGGCCCCCCGGGGCCCCGCCCCCAGCCCGCCACCCCCGUAGCCGUGGAAACCCAGGCCCCGGUCCACGCCGCCUCCUCCGUCCCAGCGAUGACCUCUGAACCCGGUAACCCGGGACGACCCCGCGGCGAAGACGACGCCCCCAGAAGCGCCGCCGCCGGGGAUAAGCCGGCCGGUGGUGGCCCCGCCCUCCAAGGCGGCCCCGCCCUCCAAGACGCCCCCACUGCCUUCGAAGCCUUCCCCCAGAGCGGGGGCUUCCUCACCCCCACCCCCGCGGCGUCCUCCGCCCUCCCCGCCCAGGACCAGCCCCUCCACAACCACCUGGGGCCGGCCUUAGACCCCGCCUACGACCUGCUGAGCCCCGCCCCGCCGGGACCGCGCCCCGCCGCUCCGGUCUGGCUCACAGAGCUGCCCAACGGCGGGGGGGAUACCCCCACCCUGCCCCCGCCAGACCUCAUUAGCCUGGACAGCCCUCCCUCCUCCUCCCUGUCCCACCUGGCCAACGGAGACGGAGCCCGCCCGUCAGAGACUCUGAAUAAGGCCGCGCUUCCUGCCAACGACCAGAAGCGGCUCUCCGAGGGGAAGCGCAGGCCGGGGGCGGCCGGCGCGUUAACGGAGAUCACCGGCCAACACGACAGCCUCAUAGCGACCAACGUCAGCAGCAGUAAAGCAUGAUGCGACGACCCAGGGACGCAACGUCAUCCCAAUCCCCCCCCCCCCCCACCCCAAACCCCAAUCCCCAACCCCCGCCUCAACCCCCAACCCCCGCCUCUCUCCCCAAAAAAAUAAAGAAUAAUGUAUGUCUGCAUCGGGGAGUCCGACAGAAGGAAUAACGCUGCAGGAGAUUUCCUUUCCUUUUUAUUCCAGUGCCCUUAAACUGCUUAUGCGUUCACUCCACACUUUCACUUGGUAGUUCUGUGCAAGAGCUACGGGGCCAUUCCGCUCUAUCUUCUUUAAUCUUUGGUUCGGUCGCUGCUGGGCGGGUGGCAGGGAUCGCUUUUAUCUACAUGUCACAAGAGAUUUAUUUUAUUUUUUUAUUGUUUUAUUUAUCCCGACGGGACACUUAAGAGAUUACUCGGUUGGUCAUUGUGGUGUGGUGCAAAUGGUGAGUUAAACUUUUCAACUGUAUCGCACUUCAAGUGCCGACCACACAUAUGAGUGGAUUUUUCGUCUGGCAUAUCUAUAAGAACAUAUACAAGAAAAUAUGAAUUAUAUAGAAAUUAUUUUGUAUUGCUUUCAUGUUUUUCAAAUCUGCAACUUAAUAUAAUUAAAUAAUGUUAGAGGCUAUUCUCGUUCAACUCUUUGGUUUUUGCAUGUGGGACCUGCAAAGUUUUUUGUAUUGUUUUUUCUUUUGCCAGGUUUAUCCUUUUGAAAUAAUAACCUGUUUGUUCUGGCCAAUGAAAAACCCCUGACUGCUCAAACCACACUAGUUAAACCAAUAGCAAACCAGAACAGGAACAUGUCAAUAAAGAAUUGGCUAUAAUCGACCCCUACAGCUCCCAAAGGGUGUCUCAUAUCUUCUGCCUGUUGUCCGAUAUCACUCCCUCCUAACUCUCACUGGAACACCUGCUUUAACACAGUUUCUCUACCCAUGUUUACUUCUAUCAAAAUGGCUGCGACUGUCACUGUACAUAGAACACACACAAUGUUCUCCAAAUGAUGACGCGUCAAUAUUGAUUGUCCUCAAAGAAAGGUUUGCGAUAUAUUCCAGACUCCAGAAAAACGCUUUCCUAACCCUGGACCCCAGAAACGACCCCACACGGUGACGAGAUCAACACACCCUUAUUCCCUUCACACCAAACAGACCAAAUGCCUAAACUCUGUAAUUCCUCAACUAUUUUAAAACCAUUGUUUUUUGUAAACUAGGAAGAUUUAAUUUCCACUCCCCUGCCUGCAAGCUUGUGCUCUGUGACUGUGUAUCGAUAGAUUGUCUCGUCAUCAGUUUCUGUAAAAAAAAAAAACGAAAUAUAAAAAUUAUCUAACAUAGCUUUGUCGUGACCGAGUGAGCCUAUUCUUUUCAUAGUGUAUAUCUAUAGAAGUACAGAAUAUUGACUAAUGUAGUCCUUAUAACACAUGUAGUGUAUUAAAAACUGUUUAUUCCGUCUCCAGUCACAGCACUAUCUAUUGCGAGCUAUAGUGAAGGUGAAGAUGUUGCGAGUCUUGGCAUGAAUUCAAUCAGUUAAUAACAGUUAAUAACAUGUUUACUCCAAAGGACCAAGGGUACGCGCACGUGUGUGUGGCCCCGCGGGCGUCGAACCAGCCCCUCAUUGAUUUCCUAGGUGUUACCUUUGGGCUUGUUCUGAAUGACGCCAUAUUCCUCCCUGCCCUGAAAUUGUUAUUCUAGUGUUCUGUAAAAUGUGGUCAUUUAUUUUAUUUUUUUAAGAACUUUUAUUUAUUUUAUUUUUUAUUUUGUACAAAAAAAGUGAUGUCUCUCGAAGGAGCAAUGUGUGUCUGAAGUUCCGGCCCCACGGACACGCAGGAGGCGGGGCGGUUCACGUUGACGUUUCCUUGGCGACUUUUCUAAGAAGGCACUCGUACCUGUAAGCUGUGAUGAUCGUGGAUGAAUUAAGGAAUGUUCUGUGGCAUGUUGAUAUCAGUAGUUUAACGUCGACGCGUCGUGAGGCCUCUCAGCCUGAAGCCCUUUACGAGAACCGCCCUGUCGCCGCGUGUCUGGGGGCCUCCUUUUAUUUCCAUCGGGUCGAACUCAGAAGUGAGUGCUAACCCCUUAUAAGAAAAUAAAACAUGGUUUCUCAAUCA
This is a messenger RNA of Gadus morhua (Atlantic cod), 6106 nucleotides long. It is a transcript of the gene ncam1b, whose product is annotated as neural cell adhesion molecule 1b. Gene Ontology annotation, cellular component: neuronal cell body; cell-cell junction; axon. The transcript has 24 exons. The record is from RefSeq and is a predicted model, not a curated record. NCBI's taxonomy places the organism in Eukaryota, Metazoa, Chordata, Actinopteri, Gadiformes, Gadidae. The coding region runs from base 266 to 4024 and encodes 1252 amino acids. Gene Ontology annotation, molecular function: axon guidance receptor activity; cell adhesion molecule binding. Gene Ontology annotation, biological process: synapse organization; homophilic cell-cell adhesion.